Fusarium pseudograminearum CS3096 is the source of this 1080-nucleotide messenger RNA. RefSeq lists its product as uncharacterized. Bases 1 to 1080 code for a protein of 359 amino acids. NCBI's taxonomy places the organism in Eukaryota, Fungi, Ascomycota, Sordariomycetes, Hypocreales, Nectriaceae. The record is from RefSeq and is a predicted model, not a curated record. The transcript is spliced from 4 exons.
AUGGGAUGGGUACUCAACGCGACACCAGAGGUUGACAGAUCCUCAGAAUACCCCAAGAUUAUUGGUAUCACGGUUACUUUGACAGUACUCGCACUAUCCAUUGUCACCGCCAGACUGUACAUCCGAUGGAAAGCUCGAGGUAUGGCGGGCGAUGACUGGAUGUCUGCCCUGUCCAUGGUUUUCGCUUUGAUCUAUUCCUGCAUUUGCAUCGCCCAAACGCGAUAUGGCCUUGGCCUCCCGAUCCCCGAUCGACCGAAAGAGAAUAUUGUAACAUACACACGAAUAAACUUUGCGGGCAGACCCUUCUAUCAGAUCGGCAUCAGUUUCUUCAAGAUUGCCCUGUUGAUUAGCUACCUGAGGCUCUUACGUGGUACAGACCACAAGACCUACAGGAAUGCCAUUUGGGUCACCAUCGUUCUUGUAUUCAUGUCCCAUCUUGGCUGUACACUAGCACUGGUGUUUUCCUGCAGUCCAGUUGACAAGUCUUGGAAUCCCCUCAAGGAAGGAAAGUGUCUUCCUCCCGGACCAUCCUUCACUGGAUACGCCGUUGUCACGAUCGUCUCCGAUGUUGUGGUUGCCAUUCUACCGAUUCCAGUAUUGGUGAAGCUGGAGAUUAAGCUGGCAAAAAAGAUUGGUCUUAUUGCUAUCUUCACACUGGGAAUCUUCACAACAGUCUGUUCAAUCCAGAGAUAUCGCCAAAUUGACCGAAUCCAGAACCCCAAAGACGGAAACUCUACCAUGCUGGUCCUCUGGGGCACCAUCGAGUUCAACGUCGGAAAUAUUGUCUCAUCACUCCCAUUCCUCGCCCCAAUCUUCAUCAAACGCGCGAAACAAUACCGAUCCAAGCCAUCAAGCCACAAUACCCCGAGCCGAAGCAAGAGAUUGGGGAGUAACGGAUACAAGCUCAAGGAUCUCAGUCAUACAGGGAAGAGGGACCAAUCUACCUUUACAUCGGUCGAGAACAGUUCUCAGGAGAACAUUCUAAACACAACAGGUGGUAUUGUCAAAUCUGUUACGUACACUGUCGAAGUAGACAAGGUUAAGUCGGAUAGCCUAGAGUCUGGUAGCAUGCGUCCAUAA